AUGCCUCGCCAUGUUUCAGGGAACCUGCACGUGUCGACAUGUGACGGCUUCGGUAUGGCCCUUGAGGUGACCCCCGAUCGGGUCUACAAGGUCUAUGGCAAGAUCGACGACAACUAUGUGCUCCAUACCAAUCACUUCCUCCAUGAGGGUCUCUCCGGACGUGACAACAUCAAAGACCGCUAUCCCGGCGGGAGUAGCUGGUUCAGGCUUCAACAACUCGAGAAGGGGUUGAGAAGACACAAGGACGGGAAGUUGAAUUCCAACCUCAUCAAGACCGCAUUUUCAGACCAUUUGAGUUAUUCCGCUGGGCCAAACUGUAGCUUUCGUGAUGUACAACUUGACAAUGAAAACAAUCACGGUCUGUAA
Molecule: messenger RNA, 366 nt
Organism: Exophiala aquamarina CBS 119918
Lineage: Eukaryota; Fungi; Ascomycota; Eurotiomycetes; Chaetothyriales; Herpotrichiellaceae
Exons: 2
Coding region: 1-366 (121 amino acids)
Source: RefSeq, a predicted model, not a curated record